Botrytis fragariae is the source of this 1548-nucleotide messenger RNA. RefSeq lists its product as uncharacterized. The coding region runs from base 1 to 1548 and encodes 515 amino acids. NCBI's taxonomy places the organism in Eukaryota, Fungi, Ascomycota, Leotiomycetes, Helotiales, Sclerotiniaceae. The record is from RefSeq and is a predicted model, not a curated record. The transcript has a single exon.
AUGGCACCAUCAGGAAAAGGCUACCCACCACCUAUCCCACGAGUUUUACGUAGCAAAUCUGGUGAAGGUUUGCCUUCAUCUCAAGCACCUCAACCACAGUCACCACAACCACCAAAUAAAGCUUCGAAUACGUUUUCGGGAUCCUCGAGAAACCCCUCCCCCACUUUCUCCAAUCUCAUUCCCAAAUCUACACCACGAGAUAUUGAUCCUGGAUCUGUAUCUGGACCUGCAUCUCAACCUCAGUCUCUUCAAGACACAACUAGAGCCAGCUCUAGAAUUCAAUCCCGAACCAGCUCUCGAGCCCAAACCGGAAGUUCACGACCCCCACCCCAAGAUAACUCGCUUCCAAGACCUCGAGAUCUUAUACCAAGACCUAGACCUAGAGCUAUUCCUCAUAUUAUGCCUAGACCAAGACUCACUCCGACGGAUAGAAAUUUAUUUUUGGGUCCAGGUCAAGGUCAAUUUCAAAUCCAACUUCAAGCUGAAGCACCGCCACGCAUCGACCCUCAGAUUCGUGUUCAAAAUCAGGAAUUCUAUACGAACUUUCCCUCUCCUUUUCCUACUGAAGAUUCUCCUUUCUCACAGUCCCAAACAACCACUCCACUUGCAAUUGGAAAUUCGCACCAAGGUAUCCACCGAGCUUUACAUCAACCUCAACUUCCAGCACAAGUCCACUCGGAAACUCAAAAUCGGGAUCAACAUUUCUAUAAUAAUUUUCCAUUUCCGUUUCCUACUGCGCACUCUCCUUUCUCUCACCCCCAAGCGAACCUUUCAUCCAGAGCUCAAGAUUUCCAUCGAGGCAAUCACCGAGAUUUAGUUCAAGCUUCAACUUCAGUACAAGCUCAAGAUGAGACUGAAAAUGAAAUCUGGACUCGAGCCAGCAAACGGCCUCGAUUUUCCUAUUCGCAUCCGCAUCCUAACAGUAGCAGGAACGAGGAGAGACACGGGGACGAAAACAGAGAUGAAAACAGAAACAGAGAUGGAAAUGAAACCUCCAAUGAAAUCGGAAUGGAAAAUGAAACUCAAAGCGCAACCCAGAACGAGCGAUACAAUCCCAUCGAUACAUCAGAAUCACCCCUCAGCACACCACCUGAUUCUGUAUCCACUUCACCGCCUCUCCCACCUCUUCGUAAUCUCCCACGCACUGGUACUUUUACACAAAGUCAGAGAUUCGACCGGUCUCCUACAAGUAGAACUAGAACCCGUGGUGGACAUAGAGCUGAAAAUGAAAAUGGAAAUGUAACCGCAAGUAGAACCGGAACUACAAAUCUCCCCUCAUCCUCCAAUCCCUCUAACUCCUACACAGAACCCUCCAUUCUUCCCAGCACCCUAGACAUGGCAAAUCGCCCUACUGCCGCGCAGAAAAAAUGGAUGUAUGCUGUGCGGGCGGAAGGGAGAAGGAGUGAUAGGAAUGAAAACGGGGGUUUAGUAGGGGAGUUGAGGGACAGAUGGUUCGUUUGUUUGGGGGUGUGGGGAGGGGGGUGUGUAGGAGAAAUUGAGGGUAUAGGGAUAGGGAAAGGAGAUGGGAGAUGGAUAGGGAUAGGGUAA